AGUAUGGCGCUUUACCAUGCUUCGAUACUUUUCGCGCUAAUAUUCCUGUGGCUGAUCCUGGCGAACGGCGGCGCUUCGCCCGUCAGCGGCCGCUCGGGCCAGGCUCUGAGGCCGAUCAGGACCAUCAAGCAGCGCGCCUUCAAAGACAUGGACCUGCUGGUGGCGAGAGGGUACGGGAAACGGGUCCCGCAGCAACUUAUGACCGCGAGGUCAUACGGCAAGCGAGCGGUCAACAUGGACAAUGUAAAUAACGUUCUUCUUGAAUGGCUUGAACUGGAAUCAAGGAUGAGGAAUAUGGGCUAUCCAAGAAGUAUCCGCAAAGAAGAGGACCUUAUAAUACCUGAAUAAUUUAGCAACUAGGAAAGAUCUUGUCAACAAAAAAUAAUUAUUUUAACCUUGUUAUCAAUUCGUAAAUGUUGUACCCAA
Brassicogethes aeneus is the source of this 426-nucleotide messenger RNA. The record is from the annotation of a GenBank genome assembly. NCBI's taxonomy places the organism in Eukaryota, Metazoa, Arthropoda, Insecta, Coleoptera, Nitidulidae.